UGUGCGGUGAGCUCUGCAGCGGCCGCACAGUCUCAAAGCCCCGCGGGCGAGCGCAGCAACUGCGAGCUUCCGAGCCGGAGCCCCGCCGCCUCCCCGUCCAGCCCCCGCGAUGCAGCCCUGCCUGUGAUCAGCGCCGACGCCAGGACGCCCCGCCGCACAACUACCUCAGAGCCCCUCCGCCCGCCGCGCCGCCCCCUCCCCCAGGUUUCUACACUGCCGUAGGGCGCCCCCCUGAGGCCGCCUCACUUCCCCGCCAUGUUCCAGCGCCUCACCAGCCUCUUCUUCAGUGCUCCCCCGCCCCCCGAGGACCCCGAAUGCCCCCGAGCCUUCGUGUCCCAGGAGGAUGAAGUGGACGGCUGGCUCAUCAUCGACCUGCCGGACAGCUACGCGGCCCCACCCAGCCCCGAGGCCGCCCCCGCCCCCGCAGGCCGGCCCCCGCCCGCGCCCUCCUUGAUGGACGAGAGCUGGUUUGUUACCCCUCCCGCCUGUUUUACUGCAGAGGGGCCCGGAAUCGGGCCCGCCCGCCUCCAGAGCAGCCCCCUGGAGGAUCUCCUCAUCGAGCACCCCAGCAUGUCCGUUUACGUCACCGGCAGCACCAUAGUGCUGGAGCCUGGGCCCCCUUCCCCGCACCCCGACGCUGCCCUGCCUGACGGCGACCUUAGCGAAGGGGAGUUGGCGCCCGCCCGCCGCGAGCCCCGGGCCCUGCGCCACGCCGCCGCCCCCCUGCCGGCGCGGGCCGCGCUGCUGGAGAAGGCAGGCCAGGCGCGGCGGCUGCAGCGGGCCCGGCAGCGGGCCGAGCGCCACGCGCUGAGCGCCAAGGUGGUGCAGCGGCAGAACCGCGCCCGCGAGAGCCGUUCGCGCCGGCCUAGGCACCAGGGCAGCUUCGUCUACCAGCCGUGCCAGCGCCAGUUCAACUACUGAGGAUCCUCGCCGAACCACAGACCCCUCACCGACUCCCGACCCCUGUGGGGCCCCUCUGCCGCAGCCAGUGUGUUGCUCGAGGAGCGCCCGCAGCUCACCUGGGUUGGACACUACAACCUCCCUCAAGCGAGGUGGGGUGCCAGCCUCCCCCACCCUCGAUUUUCCCACGUCUGAUCCUCUAAUCCGCCUCAGAACAACCCCCCUCCGGCCCCAUUUCCACAUUUCCUCCAUUUCCUUCGCCCUGGACACUCCAUUCUUCAUUCCUUCUCUGGCUCCUGUCCCCGUCUCUGCCCUGACAUUCCCCUACACCCUUGCCCUCUGGCCCGCUCCUCCUCCCGCUCUUUUCUCCUCCCACAUCUAGCUCACUCCCCGCCUUCCACUCCCACUUUACAAGCCUCACCCAUCUCACCUUUGGCACUAUGCUCACUCCUCCCUUAUUCAUUCCCAGUAAUUCCCUCCCAGGUGGUUGGGGGAAUGGGCACCGAGACCAAAGGGUUCUGCCUUGAGUCUCCCCCUUCCCUCUCCCCGUGGAGUUGUUUAGGCCCGGAAAGGUAAAGUAUGUGGAACAGGGCUGUGAGAUGUGUUAGAGGGAGAAGGUGGAGGGAAUCGAAGGAAGAGGCAGCCUACUGGAAAUGUAGACAAGACACACAGAUUAAGAAGCUGUAGGGAGCAGGGCACCAUGGGAACUGGCACUGUGCUUGCUCUGAGAGGCUAAGCCCUCCUCUUGGGCUUGAGCCUGAAGUCUGCCCCCACCUCCCUUUCUGAUCAUCCCACUUCCCAAAUCUUUUCCAGAAAUCCACCCCUCUGCAUGCCCCCAAGUCUGAAGGGCUUAGUAUUUUGUUGCCCUACCCGCAACAUGUCACCCCAGGAGUAGAGGCUGGCUGGGCAAGGCCCUGCCAUCCUGGCCAUCUGUUCACAUGCCUAAGGUGCUAGAACUAGUUUAGGAGAGAUGCAGGCCAGAGGGCUUCUGUCUAGGCAGGGAAAGUGCAUCCCCCAGAGUAAGAAUACAAGGGAAUGACACUGGGGAGGACAAGCUGUGGGGUGAAGCCAUCCCAAGACUGACAGCUCAGCCUUCAUAUUGCCUCUGGCCGUGUAUUUCAUUUCACACUCUGCCCAGGAUGGCUAAUAAACACUCCUGGGUAGGAAGCCAGGAGCUCCACUGGCCCAAACCCCAAAUAGUUUGAUUCCAGGUUCAGGGCCUCCAGGGGGCCUCUCAUUUCCUCCCCCAGGGCUCUUCCUUUCUAGUCUGAUGGGGAGAAAUGGGUGCCCUAUGGUUCCCCUUGUCCUCUCCUCCAGUAAGUAACUGGAGGAAAGAACCUGAGUCCCUGGGUGAGACAAGAGGGGACACAGGCAGACAGUGUUGCCCUUCUUGUGGUGGGAGUGAAUUUUGGGCUCAGACACCAGCAACAGCUUCUUGGGAUACCCCGAGUUGCUUCCCUUUUCCUCUGUCCUUUUUUAGUGUGUGCUCUUUCUUCCUUGAAACUUUUAAGAUGUCCUGUUACAUACUAACAUAGGUCUUCCCCCUCACUCCAAUUCCAGGUUUCUUGGCCUCAAAGCCAAGCUGAGGCUUGGUUAGAAAACUGCAAUCCCAUGAGGGUAAAGGCAUCUACCCUCCCUGAUCCUCUAGCCCCAAACCUCAAAUUGAGUAUAUGGAUAAGGGAGGGGGUAGCCCCAUGGUUGCUGGGAUGGAGGCAGAGGAAGUUCCUCUUGGGGCUUCCUAUCCAAGGGAGUAAACCAAAUCUACAGUCAAGACAGAUCAAAGUCCCAUUAGGGCCCCAGUGGUUGACAACCUUGCUCUUCUCACCAAGGUUCUCCUGCAGUUACAACCUAGUUGUGUUUAUUCUUCCAGCUACCCAGUGGUCAGUCACUUCACAGCCAGCUUAGGGUCUUCAACACUUCUGAGAGCUGAAACUCAUUAUCUUCCUGCCUACUCCUUUGCUGCCAGCUGGGACACUGGCUCAGCCUGGGCAGUUCCCCUGAGCCUUUGAGGGGGAGGGGUUGGGAAGAGUGGGUUAUAGGGCAUUUGGUUCAAAUUUCAAAAGGCCCCUCCCUCACACAUAUUUCUGGAGGCUCCUGUAGUUCUAGAACCCUGCAAUCCCAUCACCUGGCUGGUGGUAAGGCUCACAUGUUUUUGUACUUUCCUAUAGACUCUGUAGCAUUUGAGUGGCAAUAUUUUAAUUGUGUAUAGAUUUCUAAGAACCAACACUACUCAGUCUCCUGCUAGUCUGACUCCUGAAGCAUCAGACCUCGUCAUACUGUAUUGACUGUGUAUGUGCCUUUCACCUUGAGCAUGCUUCAGGAUUUUUUUUAAACCACAGAACUUGAAUAUGUGAGGGAACUAGAAUUCACAAAGUCCUAUGCAACCUUAGACAGGAGGGGGUGAGAGUCUGUCUUGACUGAUGUUUUCAGAGACCCUGGAGAAGUUUGUAUUAAUUAAUGUCAAUACUACCAGCACUUUGCCAAAACUGAGUAUGUCAGAGGGACCCCUGUUUCUAGAGACCUAAGACAUCAAAGGGCGACGUCCAGUUAUUCCCCAAUAUGCCUGAGUGCUCCCUUCAAGCUAGUUGUCACCUUCCAGCUUUUGCCAGUUUGGCCCCAGGAGGGAACCGUGUGUGUAUGAAUGCAGUUUGCUGCUCUUUUGGGGUAUGCCUGCUUCCCAGCCCCCACCUGGAGCCCUGAUCAAUUUGUUCUGACUUGUAAUGUCUUAGGUGCAACAAGGACCCCACUAGAGCUCUUGGAUGCCUCCUCAGAUCCAUGUGGCUUUAUGUGAGGGGACUGAAUGCAGACACACCAUAGCCCCUUGAAUCCUCCCUCUUCCCCUGCCACUAGUUCCACAUGAAACCAACAAGUUGAGCGUAUCCCUCUUAGUUGUUUUGUGUUAGACUGGCUGAAAUGAGAAGACUGUGGUUGACCAUGUUGUGACAUGUUGACAGACUCAAGGACACAACCACCUCGAUCCAGUCACGUGGCAUGCCUGUGUAUGUGUAUAACAGGAUUCUGAUUGUUAGAUUUUAAUGUUAUUCCUCUAUGGGAGAAAAAAAAUUAAUAUAAAGAAAAACAAAUAAAAAUCUAUUUAAAGCACA
This is a messenger RNA of Nyctereutes procyonoides (raccoon dog), 4004 nucleotides long. RefSeq names its product tumor protein p53 inducible nuclear protein 2 (gene TP53INP2). Gene Ontology annotation, biological process: positive regulation of DNA-templated transcription; autophagosome assembly. Lineage: Eukaryota; Metazoa; Chordata; Mammalia; Carnivora; Canidae. The record is from RefSeq and is a predicted model, not a curated record. Gene Ontology annotation, cellular component: autophagosome; nucleus. The transcript has 4 exons. The coding region runs from base 256 to 921 and encodes 221 amino acids.